Messenger RNA from Erythranthe guttata (spotted monkey flower), 694 nucleotides. RefSeq lists its product as uncharacterized. Lineage: Eukaryota; Viridiplantae; Streptophyta; Magnoliopsida; Lamiales; Phrymaceae. The record is from RefSeq and is a predicted model, not a curated record.
GAGAAAAAAGAAAAAAAAAAUGAAGUUUCGAGGUUUAAUCUUCAUCGCCGCUGUUCUUGUUUGUUCAGUUUUUGCAGAAGAGAAGUUUCCGAAUGAGGUUUUUGAAGUUUCUCAUACUGAAAUAAAAGGUGGUGAACCAAAGCAUACCAACACUUAUAUUGGUGGAGGGUACGGAGGGUUUGGCGGUGGUGUUGGAACCGGCGGCGGCAAAGGUGGUGGAUCCGGCGGCGGGACUGGCGGUGGAUCCGGUGGCGGAACUAGUGAUGGAUCCGGUGGCGGCGUGACUGGCGGCGGUGGAUCCUGCGGGAGUGGUGGUGGAUCCGGUAGCGGGACUGGUGGCGGAACCGGUAGCGGCAGCGGUAGUGGAUCCUGUGGCGGCGGUACUGGUGGUGGAUCCGGCGGCGGGAGUGGUGGUGGAACCGGCGGCGGGACUGGAGGUGGAUCUGGUGCUGGAGGAUCCGGUGGCGGCGGCGGCGGCGGUGGAUCCGGAUCGCCGGGAGGUUAUUCGGCGGGGUACAGCCACGGCGGUGUGUACGGAGGAGGGAAAAUAUGUAAAUGGGGAUGCUGCAGUGAAUCGUAUGGGUACAGUCAUAAAGGCGGUGGUUACUACGGUUGCACUUGCUGCUACACUGCUGCACAAGCCGAAGCCUACAAACAAACUCAAGCCAAAUUAGCUGCUCAAAAUAAUAAUUAA